CGGGUGUGUGGGACUUUCACGUUCUGACCACUGGGUGGUGCUAAAAUGCUGCAGAAGCAAUAGGAGAGAUGGAAGAGUCGGGCCGCGGAGACAGGGGCCCAAACUCCCACCGCUCAUGAUCUGCGAGAGGCAGUGAGAAGCAGCCUCUGACACAGACCAUGAUUCAUGUGGACCACAGCUUUGAAUCAGUACAAACACGCCGACUUUAACAGGAGAGGCCAAAAAGAGAACCAGCAGCCCCAGUGAGCAUCACAAGAUGAAAAAAAAAAAAAACCUCAAUAACGGAACUUUUUUUUUUUCUUUCUUUCGAAGCACUUGAUGGUGUGAAGGGCUUUCUGUAGUAGUUUUGAUCACCAUAAACAUCCAAAAAUAGGAAACUGUGAAUAUUAUUCUUAAAAGCCACUUUGCUGCGAGCGUGUAGGAAAACACAGCAACACGGCAGCAAACGACAGACUCCCAAUUUAACACAGCAGAAGUUUUGCGACUGACAGGACAGAUUGCAGGAUGAGUUUGUUGUGCACACAGCUUCAUUAGCUGAUUCCUCUUUGUGUGACAAAGCAGCUGGGUGUUUCCAAAACACAUGUUUAACAGAAGAACGUUAUCUGCGAAAGGUUUUCUGAGAACAUGUGUGAGGCGCCUGCUGAGAAAAACAAGAACUCUCUCAAGCUGUAGGUAAAACAUUUAGUUUACUUUUAUUGCUCUUAAAGCCUAUGGAAGUUCUUUAAGACAAGAAAAGUUAUGAAAUGUGCGUCAUUUGCUCUCUGUACUCUGUAGAUUAUCGGUACGACAAGUAGAUUCAGAUUACCGGUACAAACAUCCUUCAGCUUCGUACAAAUAUGAUCUCUAAUAGUCAUUUAUAGCCCUAGAACACAAACUUUCAUUUACUCUAUUUGGAUUUCAUUAGACUGGGAUACACAAGGUCUUGCAUAGCUGUACAAACUGUGUGGUUUUUGUCAUGUUUUACAAAAAAACAUCUGAAAAGUGCAUGUAUUUAGUCCCCGGGAAUAUGUCCACCUUUUGUUGAACGUCUUUUUUGGGUCUUUCUCAAACGGCUUUUCACACCCAGAUUCAUAAAAAUAGCUCAAGUUCAGUCAGAGAGGAUGGAGGACAGUCAUUUUUCAGGUUUCACAUUUGAUUCGCAGAUAAAUUUAGAUCUGGACUUUGACUAAGUAAUUUAACUAAUGAAUUCGCCUUGAGGGGAAACAAAGCGCUGGUCGUAUUUUAGACUCGUUUUCUCCCAGAAUUGCCCUGUGUUUAGCUCAGUCCAUCUUCCAAUCAAGACUGACCGUCUUCCCCUGAUGCCACUAAAUAAAAAACGUCCCCACAGCCUGAUGCUGCUCCCACCAUGAUAAGCCAACAGGGUGGAUGGUGUGUUCAGAAAAAUGUACAGUGAAAUACUUACUCACCCACACUUUUCAGAUUUGUUAUCACGAAAAAAGAAGAAAAAGAAAGAAAAAUCAAAAACUACUUUCAUUUUUUGUUUCUCUUCACAGGUAUGAACUCCUUUUUGUCGGUUGGUUGCACAGAAACAAAAAAAUGAAAUUCACUGACGUUUUGCGGUUGUAACGUUACUUUUGUGGCUUAAGAAAAAUCCAAAAAUAAUCCGCAAUUUUGAUUGUUUUCUUUUAAAUAAAAGUUUAAGUCUUUCAUGAGAACUUCAUUUAGUAAAUUCAACAAGAUAGAGAAAAUGUUCCCAACAUUAACACCAGGCCUUUUCUCAUCUACAUAAGUUCUGUAUUUCAUUACACUACAGACUCUACUUUUUACACCGAUGCAUUCGUCAUCCAGGUGUAGGUGAAAAUCAUACCGUCAAAUAAAAUAAAUGCUUGUUUGCUCAAAAUGCAUGAUCGUUUUUGGAGGUAUAAUUCUGUAUUAUUUCCCUAGAAGACUAAAUAAAGUUAUGCAAUGAUCGGACUGCUCUUCCCUAACCAGAAAUAUUUAUUCAAAACUGUAUUUUCUUCACCAAAAUCCUCCUCAGCAGAUUGAUUGUACAUCAUUAUUCAUGGAAACAGAACAAGCAACCUUCUGUUAAUCAAACAGCGAUGGAAAAAAAAAGUUUCACUCCACAUGCAUAAAUGCAUAAUGCAUUUUCUUGUGUGAAAUGAGAAAUUUUGCCUUUGUUCAUCCCUCUCUUCUGCCUCUUUUUUUUUUAUUGUUGUGGAAAUGUUCCGUUAAGCACCUUUGAAGUUAUUUCCUGUUGCAAAAUACAAUCGUUUCCUGACAGAAAUGCAAACCCACAUUUUUGGUGUGUGCAUGUGCGCGCAACGCUGCGCCUCAUAAAGACAGAGGAAGGCUGCGAAGGCACCAGAUCAGAAAGGUUAGAGGUUAGACGGAGUGACUUUCAGUUCUUUGGAAGGUGAGGUGGAAAAAGGAGAUCUUUAAAACAAAAGAAGAAGAAGGUCAAGGUCCUCGUCUGAAGCUGAAAUUCCCUGAGCGGACGUUUGAGAAGCAAAAGGCAGAGGAACAAGAAAAACCCAAAAAAACCUGCUGUACCUGUGCAGCUCUCAGAGUGGAAGACAAAAAGGGCUCGUCUGCAGACAGAGAGCAGAGACAAAGAGAACAGCGCUGGCACUUAGGAACGGGGCGAAAGGCACAGUUGGAGGAAAGCGGUGAUGGAAAACCUGACCGUCUACCAUGGACCCAUCGGCAAGGAGGAGGGCGAGAGGCGGCUGGGCCAGGACGGGAGAGACGGGUGCUACUUAGUACGUGACAGCGACUCGGUGCCGGGCGUCUUCUGCCUCUGUGUCUUGUGCAAAGGAUAUGUCUACACAUACAGACUCCACAAGGACGAAGCGGGCUCGUGGGCUGCAGAAACCACUCCCGGUGUGCCGAAGCGGUAUUUCCGGCACAUCAAGAACCUGAUAGCAGCCUUCCAGAAGCGGGGACAGGGAAUUGCCAUGCCUCUGCUCUACCCCGUCACAGCUCAGAGGCGGGCGCAGACCCACGCCGAGGAGCAGCAGCAGCAGCAGACGCCUGGUAAUGGCCUGUCGCCCAACCAAAGCCCCUACCUGCAGCGUCUGGCGUCACCCGUCGCUCAGGAGCCGAAAAACAGGAGCAAGAAGGAGGUGGCGCAAGCUUUUGGUUAGAGGGUCGAACCCAAACAAUGACUGAACACCAAACUUCAAACUUCUCAAAUCUCAUUUCUUUCCGCCAGUGUUUCUUUUUCUCUGAAACAUUAACAUCUAAUACUGCACACAUGAGUUUGACGACAAAAAAAAAUUAUCUAUAUAUAAAUUGUUAGUGGGCGACAAAGAAAAUAAACAAUUUUGUCUGAAAGAAGCUCUCUUAAAUAAGGUCAUGCUUACACAGCCAAAGCCUUGGACUGACAACAUAAUGUGGUGGGAAAAAAAAUUCAAUUUGACAUAUUGAAGUAGUGAUUUUCACGGGGAGAAUGCUGACUGCAGGAGGGUGGGGGUGGGCAGGUGUGUGUGUGUGUGUGGAAUCAGUCACUUUUCUGACUGACAUGAAGAAAAAACAUGAGUGGGGGACACACAGGAAGGGAAGGUGAGAAAACAGUGAGAGCAUCCUCUCAGCCCAGACUAUUAUUCAGUGCAGCGGUCUCCUAGCAACCCAAGGAUCCUCCAUCUUUUUUUUUUUUUUUCUCCUUCUCACCGCAGCAGAGAUGAGCUUGGACAGUAUCUAGUGGAGCAUAUGUUUUAGAUGGGAAGAGGCUCAUCACAGUCGAUGAGCAACGUUGCUACUCAGAAACGUA
This is a messenger RNA of Poecilia reticulata (guppy), 3712 nucleotides long. RefSeq names its product SH2 domain-containing protein 1A-like. Gene Ontology annotation, biological process: regulation of signal transduction; regulation of immune response. The record is from RefSeq and is a predicted model, not a curated record. Lineage: Eukaryota; Metazoa; Chordata; Actinopteri; Cyprinodontiformes; Poeciliidae.